UCGUCCUGGAGACCCUCUGUUACCUAUGUUUAUGGUUCAUAGAGCAGCAGGAAGCCGAAGGUGUAGCUGUGCAGUUCCGCCCUCUGCUGCCACUGCCACUGGGAAAGACUUCUUUGCCACUGCCGGGUCCGGCCCAGUCGGGCCAGGUCCUGCCCGGUCCUGCCCGGUCCUGCCCGGUCCGGCCGGGUCCGCAGUGAGCGGUCCUUCGCUAUGGACAAUGUAUCAGCCACUGUAGCCGGGGUCUUCGUGUCCCCGGGCACCCCCGAGCUGCUGAAGCCCCUGUCGAAGCUGUACUCGGCCUUUGUCGACCUGCUACUGAAGCUGGUUGCAGUGUUACCUGAGAAUCUCCAGCCCGGGCCUGGAGACUUUUAUGGGCUCCCCUGGGAGCCUGUAUUGCUCACUACCUGUGUUGGAAUCCUUAUGCUUGCGAUUUUCUUGUGGAGGAAUGUUUUUCCAGUGAGUGAAUUAACUUGUUCUUUGACUUCUGAAUAUAUUGAGGAUUCUAUUAUCAUUGGCUCUUUCAGUUAUUAACAUAAACAAAUCAGUGGUUAUAAUUCAAGUUAGUUUUCUGAAAUAAUUUAAUCUUGGUACUGGCAAACACUUAAGAGCAAGCUAACCAUAUCCACUUGUUAGUAGAGUUGGUGACUCGUACAGCCA
Messenger RNA from Cavia porcellus (domestic guinea pig), 657 nucleotides. Its product is annotated as transport and Golgi organization protein 1 homolog. Gene Ontology annotation, cellular component: endoplasmic reticulum exit site; endoplasmic reticulum membrane. Gene Ontology annotation, biological process: endoplasmic reticulum to Golgi vesicle-mediated transport; vesicle cargo loading; protein secretion. The record is from RefSeq and is a predicted model, not a curated record. The transcript has 2 exons. The coding region runs from base 211 to 531 and encodes 106 amino acids. Lineage: Eukaryota; Metazoa; Chordata; Mammalia; Rodentia; Caviidae.